AGCCGUUCGCACGUUUUUCGCGGAGGAUCACCUCGCUGCCUGGCGACCACAGUUUCAUUCAAGUGUGAACCUUUACUAUACCGUUGUCAAAAGCCAAUCGAGUCUCAGCCUUCUGGUCGUUUAUCUGACCUCUGACCCCAGGCGGUGCGUCUUUAUUUAGUUGAUAUGUGCUCGCUGUUGUUCACGUGUUCACUUCGCCGACUUAAGCUAGUGAACGCUUGUGUGUGUGUGCACGGCUUUACCUGAUCAGUGAUACGUGAUAUCUCCUCACAUACAUCCCUCUCAUUGUCUAGUGGCCCAGGCUUUUACGGGUGCAAAGGACGGAAACUCCAUUCCCCACCCCUUGGAAAUUUAUAUAGAUAUUUUAUUUAUUCCUCGCACUCGUCUUUUUGUUCCCGUUUUCCAUUCUCAUUGCUAAACAGUUAGACUCCCGGAGCUCCCUUUUCAAGGGUGCCUUCCAUGAAUUGAAAUCGCUCGGCACCAGAUUAAACAGCUGCAUGAGCAGACUUUUCGUUCAAGCGGAACUGUUUUGAGGCCUGGCCUGCACCCUUGUUCGGUCUCUUACCUUCGAUCUCGCCAGGACUGAACACCUUUGAAAGGGGCUGUGGAGCAGACGACAUCGACUGCAGCGCAAGCUCGUUAGAAAAGAAGGUUGGAGGGACUACAAUAGAAACACAACGUGACAGCAGCCUGAGGUGGAGUCCCGCUACGUAGCUCACCUACCUUCGCACAUUCCUCCACCUGACAAACCAGCCAUCGAUUCGCACACGCAAACUGGUGAGAAGUCAGGCGCUGGGUGGAAUAACGACACGACAAAAAAAGAGGGUGGGAGUCAGAAAACCAACAACCAGAAGAGAAGAAAGGAAGUUCCGUUCUCAAAAUCUUAUUUUCGCCAACCCAGCAGGUGUCGACGUGGUGACUUUUCUUGUGUUGAUCAAUCGCGAUUUUUUUUUUUUUUUUUAGUUUUGCGAUCGGUCUUGUCGCUGGGUGGACAGGUAGGCGGCUGGCAAAGAGGCGGGGUGGAGCCGGGUGGCGUGCUCUGUCUGCGGCCUGCACCGCCAGCGUCUCUCUCGUCUCCUUGCGAGCCGAGGUGGUGGUGGGAGACUCUGCAGACCAGAAGAGGAAGCCAGACGAGAGAAGCCGAGGAGGCUGAGGCAAUUUACUGACGAGAGGCGGCGGCACAGCAUGUAUGGUUUUGUGAAUUACGCCUUGGAGUUGCUGGUUCUCCGGAACUUUGGAGAGGAAGCAUGGGAGAAAAUCAAGGAGGAAGCCGCGUUGGAGAUGGAGGGACACUUUUUGGUCCGACUGGUCUAUGAUGAUGCCCUCUCCUAUGAUCUGGUUGGAGCAGCAUCCAAAAUUCUUAAGGUUCCUGCUAGUGACAUCCUAGAACUGUUUGGUCAGAUGUUCUUUGACUACUGCAAGGAAUCGGGUUAUGACAAAAUUCUCCAGGUUCUUGGCUCCACCACCAGAGACUUCUUGCAGAACCUCGAUGCUCUGCAUGAUCACCUAUCCAGUAUUUAUCCGGGCAUGCGCGCUCCCUCCUUCCGGUGCUCGGAACGCGAGGAGGAUGGAGCGACGAUCCUGCAUUACUACUCGGAUCGUCCUGGCCUUGAACACAUCGUCAUCGGCAUCGUCAAGGCCGUCGCCAAGGAGCUGCACAGCGCAGAGGUUCACGUGGAGGUCAUCCAAUCCAAGACAGACGACUGCGAUCACGUGCAGUUCGCCAUCACGGAGAACGGCAAGGACGCCUACAGGAGAAAAGCGGAUAUGGAGAUAUGCCACGAGUUUCUGUCUGACGAGCCAAAAAUCAGUCCGGCCACGUUCUGUCGCGCCUUCCCCUUCCACCUCAUGUUCGGCACGGACCUGCGCAUCCACCAGGCGGGCACUGCCAUCACCAGAGUUAUCCCCCGCGUGGCCCAGGGCUGCAGGAUCACAGACCUCUUCGACAUGAUCAGACCUCACAUGGACUUCGAGUUCUCCCACAUCCUUUCCCACAUCAACACUGUCUUCGUUUUGGCGACUAAGCCCAAUGUGCUGGGAAGUACCAACACGAGGAAGGAGGUUCCAGAAGGCGAAGGAGUGACCUCCCCUCGUCACCAGGCCGACCGCGACGCCUCCGUGAUGCGCCUGAAGGGGCAGAUGAUCCACGUGGUGGAGGCGGACUCCAUCCUCUUCCUGUGUUCGCCCAGCGUCAUGAACCUGGACGACCUGUGUCGGCGAGGUCUCUUCCUCAGCGACAUCCCGCUGCACGACGCCACGCGAGAUCUCGUGCUGCUCUCGGAGCAUUUCGAGGCCGAGUACAAACUGGCGCAGAACCUGGAGAUCUUGACAGAAGAACUGCAGAGGACGUACCGAGAGCUGGAGGACGAGAAGAGAAAAACUGAUAGACUCAUGUACUCCAUCCUGCCCCCCUCCGUGGCAAAUGAGCUACGUCAUCGUCGCCAGGUGCCGGCAAUGAAGUUCAAGAUGGUGACCAUCCUCUUCAGCGGCAUCGUUGGCUUCUCGCAGUUCUGCGCUAAGAACUCAGAAACACACAGCGCUAUGAAGAUCGUGCAGCUGCUGAACACGGUGUACACGGAGUUCGACAAGCUGCUGACACCGGAGAAAAACGCCAACAUUUACAAGGUGGAGACUGUAGGAGACAAGUACAUGGUGGUCAGCGGACUUCCGGUGCCCUGUGAUGAUCACGCUCGCUGCAUCGCACUCCUGGCGCUGGACCUGAUGGACUUCUCCGCCAAGCUCAGAGAUCCCAACGGCGAGCAGAUCAUUAUUACAAUCGGCAUUCAUUCUGGGGAGGUAGUAACUGGUGUCAUUGGAAAGAAGAUGCCUCGCUACUGUCUCUUCGGGAAUACCGUCAAUCUGACCUCAAGAACAGAAACCACAGGGGUCAAAGGAAAGAUUAACGUCUCUGAAUAUGCCUACAAGUGCCUGCAAGAACCUCUCAACUGUGACGACUCCUUUGAGUUCGAGUACCGAGGGGAGGUGGUGAUGAAAGGGAAGAAGGACCCGAUGCAAUGCUGGUUCUUGUCCCGCAAACCCACUCCACCUUCUGCAACCGGCUCUUCCAAGACGUGUGGCGUGUGAUGAUGGUGGUGAUCAGUGAUUCGGGUGCAAAGAACUUUUGUGAAAAUAAUGCCUUUUUUUUUUGAUUAAAGUUUAUUUUUUUUUAUAUUUUUCAAAGCUCCCUCUGCCACAUUUUCCUUUUAUUUUCAUCUUUUCUUUACUUUUUCCAUUAGACUUUGACGACUGUACUUAGGAAUUCAUUAUUUUAGUGAGCUACACAAAAUCUGACUUUAUCGGCAAUUUUGUUUUUUGUUUGGUAGCUUAAACGAAAAUAAAAACGUGAUGACACGUAGAUACCUGAUUAUCUUUUGCGAAAUUGUUUAAAUAAAAAAUAAACCAGUUUGCUAGCAUUUUCAUAUAAAUUUAAAAUAACCGAAACGAAUAUCGAGGAAGCUAUUCUCUGCCUAAGCAUGAACAAGGCGAUAGUUGCUGCCUGCUUACAGAAUCACGUGACUUACUCUUUGACCCGUGGAGAUGCCGUGAGGCUGACUUCCUUCGUACAAAACCAUGACUGUGAUAAUCAUGUCAAGGGAACGAGAGAACCGGACUGAAUUUUGUGGUUACUUUGCCAUUGAUCCCCUUGGAGGUUUUCUUUCAGCAAGUGUUAACCCGUGAGAGUAGCUACCUCGAGGGCCUGGGUGGGAGGGCCAGAAUGACCUAACCGGAAAAUGACUAGCAUCUUUCUUGUCUCUUUUUGAGAGGUAGGGGUGAGAAAUAGCUGGAGAAACUGAAUUUAUCUUUUUAAUCGCUGUAUGUCAGGGGUAAGGAGGGAUUGGUGUUUUUCACCGAAUCAUCUUCCAGGGAUAUAUUACGACAUUGCAGCAAGCCCUGUAAUUAGAUACUACAUGCAGUGGAAAAAAAAAAGUGCCUGAGACGAACUCUGAACCCAGGACAGCCAAUCUUCACUGGACUGGUGACUGGCGCUAACCGUUGCUCCACCUGACCGCCCAGUAGCCGUAUGUAACAGACAACAACAACAACAACAACAACAACAACAACAGCAGCAGCAGCAGCACCGAAGUAAGGUGUUGGCCAGGUCGCUCCACACACGGUUCCAGAGUAAAAGCUCACCUGACGUAAGGGCUUUGGCUGGUUGCUAUGAGACCUGUCUGGAAGGUGCUGGACCAUUCUGGGGUGAAAGCAAUUCCAGAUAAAACGAAGUCUGUCCGUCGUCUGAAAUGUUUUAAUUUCAGCGAGUGCUGGCUCGGAGCCUCGUGGGUCUCUGCCAUCAGAGAAGCUUGGAAGAGAUUUCUUAAAAAAUCUGCAGACGGCUGUUGCUUCUGGCAAACUGGACCUUUUGGCCAGGGUCUCCUUGGUGAUUAACAGCUGUGGUUAACGGCUUUCUGCUGGCUUGAGGCCAUUUUAGGUUCAAGUGGUUAAUUUAUAAACUUCAUAAAUUCAGUAUGAAUUUGUGUCUGUCAAACUUUCGCUUGAACUCUAAUUAAUUAGGAAACAUUAGAAAGUAGCUUUAUCUUUGCUUCUGAGAAAGGUUAAAGGUGCUAGAGGUUACUGAUUCUUGAAAUACAAUCCUUUUCUUGAAAAUCUGAAAUGUUAUCCUUCAAAAAUGGCUGUCUUGGUGUCGAUUACUUCAUUAUAAUAGAGAAAGCCAAGAACAAAGAUGGUGAUAUGUAUGUGAAAACAAGUAACUUAAGUUAUAUUUAAAAAAAACUUUAUUUAUAGCUGCAAAAUUGAAUGUAUCUAAGCAUUUUCUUCUACUAUUAAAUUUUAAAACUGAUUUUGAAGAAGUAUUGAUGAAUACGGUUUGAAAACAAAAUCCUAGCAGUUAGGCUAUAGGGUAUCAGCAUUGUUGAUGUUUGGUUGUUGUCCGUGGUGAUUACACCAUGACCAAUGUGAAUCCCAGUGAUGACUACAAUAACGCUCACCUCACACACCCAACGAUAAUUCGCAAUCAACCGGAAUCCGUCUUCUAAAUGUAUGACUAUCUCACUGUACCCAGGGUGUUUGCUGCUUAAUUUAAUUUAAUUUAAUAAAAUUAUUUAAUCAGGCAAUGAACUUCAGUUACAAUGGAUUGCCAGAACAGAGAUGCGACUGACUGACGGACUGUAAUGCCCUGUAAUGUCGACCAAGCUGCUGAACGUUUCUGCUUUAUAGCAAGAUCUGUCAUUAUCUUGGUCCCCUUCCAUCCUUUUUCUCUAGAAAACGCAAUUUUCGUGUUUUUGGUGUCCAUGAGUUUAUUCAUACACUUUAGCAAGUAUGUCUAGCAGUAGCUUUUCUGCAGUCGUGCAUGGCAAACACUUUAAUUUGUGAUCUUUUCCACCAUGAUUAUAAAGAGUUUUACUUUGAGCCAGUGAUGUUAGAAAAAAAGGAGAAUUACAAUAAGAACUUAGUGAAAAGUACAUACAUAGAAUGAUCUAGUUGUCCUUGUUUGGAAUAUAAUUUAGUAACUUAUACUAAACUUUAUCUUGCAACACUUAAUGUGGAAAGCGAAUGCAAUGUUUAAAGUUAACUUAAUUUGUAAUCAUGUGCUGUACUCUUUGUGUGUCUAUAUGUAAUGUAUCCUCAAAGAACCAAACCCGGAGGCUGUGAUGUCUUGAUCAGGAACCAUGUUGUCCUCAAAAUCCUUUACUACUUAAGAGAGGAUAUUCGAUGUUGAAAUUCAGUUUCAAAACCAAAUAAUGGUCGAAAAAACUUCGUGAAAAGAGCAAAUAUUUUUAUUUGCAUAAUAACAGACAGCGAUGUUGUUUGCCCAUGCUAAAUCGGGGUGAUCAAAUUAAAAAAAAUAUUUAUAACUAUG
Molecule: messenger RNA, 5818 nt
Organism: Pomacea canaliculata
Lineage: Eukaryota; Metazoa; Mollusca; Gastropoda; Architaenioglossa; Ampullariidae
Product: guanylate cyclase soluble subunit beta-1-like
Exons: 11
Coding region: 1186-3084 (632 amino acids)
Biological process (GO): cGMP biosynthetic process; response to oxygen levels
Cellular component (GO): guanylate cyclase complex, soluble
Molecular function (GO): guanylate cyclase activity; heme binding
Source: RefSeq, a predicted model, not a curated record